AUGGCUUCAAAUAGCGCACCACGCAAACCCCGGAAGAAGGCAAAGCCUCUCUCCUUCUCCACCGCAAACAUCGGUACCUCUCCAUCACAAGGUUCAGCCAUCGCCUCCUUAACUUCGCCUUCGCAAUUGGUUUUGGGAUAUUCGGCGGGUCAGUUGAUUCGCACACCUCCCGUUCCUUCAUCUUUCCACAUCGAAGAUCGACAAUCUCCGCGGUCGCCCACUCCGCGCUCUAAGAUUGCAUCCACGAUUGCAUCCACGAUUGCUUCGCCUCAGUCGCGUGCAGGAGUGAAUCAUCCUUAUCGCGCUUUGGGAAAUAAAGCUGAUUUGGCUCACUUUGCAAAUUCACAUUCACAUUCUCAUUCACAUUCACCAUUUGCGAACACCGAAAGUUCACAAAGUGAUCUUUUAAAGAGAGAGACGGCGCAUGCUGGGGAAAUACCAGUUGCAAAGAUGGCGAGUUUAUAUGUUGGUGAUGGAGACGCACUUGCUGAUAACUUGAUGGGAGACACUUCGUCUUUGCCAGCGACAAGUAUGGCUACUGUUGCUUCGGCGCCACAAUUAAUCUCAAAUUCGAAUGCGAAAAAUCUCAGCGGCGACAAGAUCCUCAACCUUCCUCGCAACGAGGGUAAUAGAGAGACAAACCCAGUAACUCCCGCACAAGAACCAAUACUCACAACCAAUUCAGAAUUUCCCACCAACACCGAUGCCAAUAAACAGCAGUGGAAAGCUGCAGUCAAAGCCAACAAUCCCUCUCGCAAUCCCUUCCACUUAAGUAUCCCACCCCAAGUACAUCGACGCACUGCGAGCCAAGAAAGUCAGGGAAUCUCAAACAAUACGUAUAGUGGGAUCGCUCUCUCAAACGCUUAUACCCAAAUGGUUGAAAGUGUAGAGAAAGCAAAUGGGACUCAAGCGAAUAUGAAUAUUCAACCAACGACAAUGACGACCGGUCGAAACCCCUUUUCUGGACCUGCGUUGGAUGCCGCUCCGGAUUUCGAAGCUAAUUUCGCGGAGAUGAUGGCGACGUUGGAGAAUUCCAAACCGGGAGAUUUGAUGUAUGGGAUGGAUAUGAGUGGUCAGCUUGCGCAGGCUUCUUCUGUGGGGGCAGUGAUGAGACGGGGUUUUGAGGAUAUGGCGAAGGAUGGGCUGAGGAUGCAACCUAUAAAUCAUCCUACUAUGCAAGAAACUAUGUUGGGUAAUGGAAGUCAGGCUGGGGGGAUGCCGCAGGGAGUAAAAGGCAAUUUGUCGGAUUGUUCUGAGAUGGUUCAGUUAGGAUCGCCUUUUCAGACUUCGAUGCAGAUACAUCCUACGAAUCAUGCUACGGCGCAAGAGAUUGUGAUGAAUACUGGUAAUCAAGCUGGUGGGAUGUCGUCGGUGGUACAAGUCAAUACACCAGAACGUUCUUCGAAGUUUCAAAUGAGAUCGCCUUUUCAGAUUUCGAUGCAACAGCCUUCGACUCACUCUACGACUCAGCAAAACAUUACGAAUAAUGGAAAUGUAUUCGAAGGAACAUCACUGUCAACAGGUCAACAGACUGCUGUUGACUCUUCCCUCCGAUCUGACUUUCCAAACACUACGCCAAUGCAUCAAUCUAGUGGUCAGGGAGAUGUGAUGAAUAAUGGUGGGUAUAAUAGUGGUGUUCAAGAUGAUAAUACGGCAUCUUCAGAUAUUAUUGGGGAUUUCGCUCGAGAAUACGGUUCUGCGAAUCACAAUGCUUGGUUGACGGCGGAUAUGAAUGAUUCCUCGAUUCAGGAGAAUCCAGCAGCAAGUAUGAUCGGAGCCUCGCCUUCAACUCAUGCAAAUACAAGAUUGGAAAUGGCUGAAUCGUCAAAUCAAGCACCUUUGCCUAACGUUGUCAGUCAUCCAAUGGAUGGAAUUUUGCUUACUGGUAGCAAUCAUGGGAAUCUGGCAAGUGUAUCUGGUGGAUAUAACAUGAAUUUUGCGCCAAAUACCUCGAAUCAAGUGAUGGGUGGUGCUCUUCCAUCUGGACUUGCACCAGAUACACGCACAUAUCAUCAGUCUUCUCCUCAGCAGGCUAUACGUCAAAGAAGUGCUACUCCUGUACAUGGACAUAAUCCUAAUAACUCAAUGGGAUCGGGAUUCGGUCAUAUGAGCCACAAAUCCGCUACACCUACUCAGUCAGUCAUCAAUCAUUCCAAUGCAGGCUUGCCUGCAGUAGCGAAUGCAAUUGCUAGAUCGACACGAUCUAGCUCGACAACAAUGGCCGCUCCCGAAAUACCUUUCGAUGACACCGCUCCAAACCCUUUACAUCCAGCCAGCGUUCAUCUAGACACUCCAAGUAUGCCAGAUGCGCCACUUUUCUCAACUCGCAAUCCUUUACACCCGCCCAGUUUUCAUCAACCGACACCUCGUGUUCCAUGGCCAACAUCGCGUGUUCCGAUCCCGCCAAACCCUGCCGUAUCGGGUAAUACACUGGGUUAUUUCGAGCCGUCUCAAACGUUCAACUCUCAGGAAAAUGCGAAUGCGAACGCGAACACAAAUUUGAUGAACAUGAAUAGAGAUAUGAUCAUGCAAUUUAAUCCAGCUUUUCAACAACAUCAAUUCAUGCUGAAUCAACGCGGUCAAAAUAAUCUACAAUUGCCGCAACAACUUCAUCAUCCCAUGCAAUUAGAUCAAUUCGAAGCCAUGAUGGAUCAAGCCGCCGUGGAGAACGAAGCAAAUGAGCGUGGGAAUCAAGCAAAUAUACCAGGAUAUACUCCACCCGUCUCACCACCCUUUUCUCUUCUAAACACCUUGUUCCAUAACCGUGUCAUUCGAUUGGACAACCCUCAACCUGUGACCGAGGAUUCCUUCGAACGCUCACUUCUAUUUCAAGUUGCUGCGGGUAUUAACUCUUCGCUUCAAGGAUAUAAUCUCAAUAGUCCCAUGCCUUUUGACGGAAAACCCGCUCCUCGACUUUCAAACUAUCUGACUCUAGAUCAUCGCUCUAAGAAGAUUGUUGAUGUAGAUGAUCGGCCAUUGGCUCUAAACAAGCUAACCAUUGGAGAAAACUUCGAAUGCGAUUUCUGCACCGGAACCCCAAGUUUCGGUGGAAUCAAUCGAUACAAUCACAAUUUCGUCGAGAUCUGGGGUCCCGCUGGUCGAGAAUGGUGCGCUGAAUGCAAGCAAACGGGAAAACACCUACUCGGCGGCGCUCUUCCCGAGAAGCACGAGCACAGUAACAAAGGCAAGCGAGUCGCCCAAGAAGCCGCCGGUUGCGGUCCCGCGGCCAAAAAGCCCGCUCGUUCGGCAUCCGUUUCUUCGAGCAAGACGACUCGUGCGGCGACGGCGGCGACGGCUAGCUAUGAUCGCUAUGCGCCCCUCUCUGAAGAAUCCAACGUCUUUGGCGAGCCUCGGGAAAUGCUCUCGCCGAUUGAUAAUUUGUUGAUUAAUCCCUUCAUGCACAAUCUCACGUGUUGCGGCGCCGCGUAUCGACAAGUCGAUCUGGGGAAGACGAAAAUCUGUCUCGGGUGUAAGGGCAGGAAGAGGGAGAUUGUGGAUCAUGGGUGUCAUGAGGAGUUUACGCAUAUUGUGGCGUUGGAUAUGGAUGGUCGGUGGCAGGGUGGGUAUGCGCGACAAUCUUCGGGUGCGGGUUUGAGGGAUGGAGAGGGUGGAGAGGGGGCUGUGGAUGGGAGUUUGGGGGGGUUUAGAUUUGAUGUCGGUCGGGAUUUGAGUGAGGGGAAUAUGACGGUCGAGGAGAUUAAUUCGAUUGUUAAUGUUGGGUUGAAUGUGGGUGGUGUGCAAGCAGGCAGUGGUGGUAUGAGCUCUGGAGGUAUGAAUUCGAGUGGUAUGAAUUCAGGUGGUAUGAAUUCAAGUGGUAUGAAUUCAAGUGGUAUGCAGUCAGGCAGUGCCGGUAUGAAUACUGGUAUACAGUCCACCAGUGCGCAUAAAGACAGCACAAACUCUCGCCGAAACUCUCUCGUCAACUCACACACCCAUCCCCACCUGAGUAGCAGCAUAGAUAUCGACCUCGACUCCGAUCUCUACUGCGACAUGAACUCCAUCCUCAACAGCUCCAUGGACUCCAUGUUCGGCAACGACGAUUUCUCGUGGGGCAAAUCCGGCUGGCUAAGCCACAGCACCUCGACUUCCAAUUCCGCCGUUCUGCUUCCCACUCCCGCGACUACAUCUUCCAUUCCCGCUCCCGCCCCCCUCAACGAAACCCACGAUCAUCACACCCACAUGAAUCGACAUCCGCACCGUCCCAUCUCCAAAUCCUGCAUGAUUUGUCCCGCGCCCUCUGUUUUUCUCUGCGAUGGCUGUCCCUUGACGCUCUGCGAAAAAUGCAGAUAUCGUCUGCGAGAUGCGAAGGGUUGGUUGAAUAAUCUGAUCUAUAGUAAUGGGGUCAGUCAUAAUCGGAAUGAUGCGUUUUUGUUGAGGAGUGAUGAUGGUGGGUAUCAUGAUUAUGGAAAGUUCUGGCCCAUUCCGGCGUAUGUGAAUGGGAAGGGGGUGUUUGGAGAUGGGGGACGUUGA
Molecule: messenger RNA, 4470 nt
Organism: Botrytis sinoallii
Lineage: Eukaryota; Fungi; Ascomycota; Leotiomycetes; Helotiales; Sclerotiniaceae
Exons: 2
Coding region: 1-4470 (1489 amino acids)
Source: RefSeq, a predicted model, not a curated record